CUGGGGCCAAGGGGUUGGCCCAGCUGGGGACUAGAACAGAGACCCAGGAGCCUCUGGCUCCUGUUUCAGAAUGUGAUCCUGCCACGUCGGUCACUGCCAGCUCAGGUUUGUCUCCUCCGGGUGAAUGCGGCCUCAGGGGGCUGUCUUCGUGGUCCUUCCCCACCUGGGGCUCAUCCUGGUCUGGCUGUUCACCAGCAACCAGAUGUCGGGAUGGUGUGAGGGCCCCCGGAAGCUGGCCUGGUGCCCACCAUACAAAGUUGUACUGCUCGUGUGGACCACCAUCUUCUUCAUCAUUGGCUAUGGCUCUUACCUGGUGUGGAAGGACCUGGGAGGGGGCUUUGGGUGGCCCCUGGCACUGCCCCUCGGCCUCUAUGCCAUACAGCUCGCUGUCAGCUGGACCGUCCUCAUUCUCUUCUUUGAAGCCCACAGCCCUGGUCUGGCCCUGCUGCACCUGCUGCUGCUGUAUGGACUGGUGGUGAGCACAGCACUCAUCUGGCACCCCAUCAACAAGCUGGCCGCCUUGCUCCUGCUGCCUUACCUGGCCUGGCUCACUGUGACAGCUGCCAUCACCUAUCGCCUGUGGAGGGACAGCCUCUGCCCAGAGAACCACCCUGGGCCCACAGCAGAAGAGCCUCUGAGGCCCUAGGACAAGGGAGAAAAGGGAGAGCAGGGAGAGCACGGCAGUGGUAAGAACAUAACAGUGUGACUUGAUAUGAGACAGCAGGAGAGACCGUGUGUGUCUAGACUCAAGUUCACAGACUGCCCGUUCCAGUGAUGGAGAUCAAACUCUGCAAGUGAUGGUCUGCAAGUGGGCAAAAGCCCAAGGUCAAGGCUGAAGACUGUGAGCGAGGGUCUGCAGUUGGGCAACUGUCCAAGGCCUCAGAACUAGGUGCUUUAGGAUAUCCUUGAGUCAGUCACACACUGACUUCUGCAACUGGAUCACAGUGUUGCUUCCUGAUCAUCCAGCACUGGCUGAUGUACAGCAACAUGGGACUUGACUGUCAACAUUUGCACCACAUCAACUGCUGUAAUUUGACUCCCCAAGCAUUUCAAUAAAAGCUCAAGGCAGCGUGCCUCCUA
Messenger RNA from Ochotona curzoniae (black-lipped pika), 1080 nucleotides. It is a transcript of the gene TSPO2, whose product is annotated as translocator protein 2. Lineage: Eukaryota; Metazoa; Chordata; Mammalia; Lagomorpha; Ochotonidae. The record is from RefSeq and is a predicted model, not a curated record. The coding region runs from base 125 to 646 and encodes 173 amino acids. Gene Ontology annotation, cellular component: membrane; endoplasmic reticulum. The transcript is spliced from 5 exons. Gene Ontology annotation, molecular function: cholesterol binding.